This is a messenger RNA of Caenorhabditis remanei, 555 nucleotides long. RefSeq lists its product as uncharacterized. The coding region runs from base 1 to 555 and encodes 184 amino acids. The record is from RefSeq and is a predicted model, not a curated record. The transcript has 3 exons. NCBI's taxonomy places the organism in Eukaryota, Metazoa, Nematoda, Chromadorea, Rhabditida, Rhabditidae.
AUGUCGACUCGUUUAGAAUCAGAGACCACUUAUCCACAAGAGAAUCCCAACGAACGGCAGAAUGUUUCUGUUGAUGCUCACAAUGAAAUGACGACGUCAAAUGUAGAAUUGAUCCCAGCGUCCCGUCUUCAUUCUCUCGCACUUGUCCGUUCUGAUUAUGAGGAAAAGAAGAAGAAGAAGAUGCUCACCGCAUACCAAUUAAAACGCGACGAAAAGAAGGAACGGGCGGUCCCCGCUUUCUCGCAAAAACUAAUUAUCUCGCUGAAUAGAAGAAUGAAUGAAGCGGGAGAAUGGGGAGCCAAAGUUAAGUUCAGAAAUGGUAUUCAAUUCAUGUCAAACACAGAGAAAAGACGUCUUCACAUAUGCAUUGCUUUGACGUCUUCUCGAAAAAUGGAGGAGAAAAAGAAGAAGACUUCGUUCCGAAACAUGCAAAUAGUAAUACAGAAUAGUUGGGAGAAGAAGAGAGAAAAGUUGGAGAAAAAUAGAGAAGAUAUGCAUUUCAAGAGUACUUGGAUCAUGAUUGGAAAACUUCAGAGUCUCAGCUUUGGAAAAUGA